UUGCAGAUGAUGUCCGCCAUCAAGUCUGGUCACGUGACGUAUUCCCGUUUCGCACGUAUGGCAGAGAUGGAAGAGGAGCAACAUGAAGCUGAUAAGCUCAAGAAGAAAAUCUCCGUUGAGCGCAGUGGAGGUGGCCUCUAAACCAAUCAGUAUUGAAAGAAGUUACCACUUUUUCCUCCCAUGAAGUUACCUGUGCAAUUUAAUUGUAGUAUACCAAUAGCGUUACUGCCGUUUUGUCAGCAGUAACGGUACCUUCACUCCUAUUUAUCUCAAUGCAACCAAUCACCAAGCAUUAGGCAGUUUUUCAAAAGGCGAUUUUUAAUCGCAAUGCGUUAUCAUUUCUUCGUUUGGAAUAACGAACAUCAUCCUUAGCAAACCCAAAUAUUUAAAGACAAUUUAUUACACAUCUUGAUUGAAACAGUGAAAAAAAAAAAAAACACAAAACAAACAUAGACACGAAUGGUUCAUUUUUUGUUAGUAUUUUAUGGUGAGGUUCAGCCUCAGUCUUUAUCAUGAUUUCACCUCAUUGAUGAAUCUGUAUGUAAUCUCAAUGUGUACAUAG
This is a messenger RNA of Bemisia tabaci, 562 nucleotides long. The record is from RefSeq and is a predicted model, not a curated record. Lineage: Eukaryota; Metazoa; Arthropoda; Insecta; Hemiptera; Aleyrodidae.